AGCUUGCUUGAUUUUAAUGCCCCCGAAAAAAGUACACAUUUUUAUUCAAACAAAAAAUUUCAACUUGCAAAAGGAAUGUUUAAUUUUAGUUUAAAUAAUAAAUAAAUUAUUUUAAAAUCAUGUCUGAUAAGGUAACUGUAGUUUUAAAAGAAAAAACAAUCGAUUCUCAAAGUCAAAGCUCUCCCAAACACGAGGAAUCAAAGGCAGACAGUGAUGACAAAAAAGACUUAACAACAGACACCAAUUGUGGUGUCUCAACCAGCAGCGAUACGGCGGAGGCAUCCUCUGGCUCUCUGGUGCAAGAUAAACAAAACAUCAAAGAGGCAACCAGAGCUGCGGAUUCCAUAGAUGAUGAAUUAGCAUUGCAAUCAGAAUUGAGUAAUGAAGAAACAUUCAAAGAUGCAAUUGACAGUGAGGCGGUAACCAAAAGUGAUGGUGGCGUUAAAUCAAGCAAAUCCGAAACACUAUUCUCGGACAUAGAGAGUUCAGAUGAUAGCAUUGGCUAUGAUGAACCAAAGAAGAUUAAAGAAGCAGCGAUUGUAGAAGCAGAAAAGACACCAAGCAGGCCUGAAAGCCCAAAAAUAGAAAAUGUGUUGGAAGAGAAAAAAGUUAUUGAGUCUGAAUUUGAUCCUGUGGAAUCUGAUGAAGAAUUUUUUGAAGAUGCAUUGCCAGGAAAACCAGAUACAUUUUCUCAAGACACUAUAUCAAAAGAAAACGCAGAAGAAGAAAAAUUACGGUCUCCAUUGGAUGAUGAUGAUAAAGUUAAGCCCAAAGAAUUGAACUUAGAUCCAGAAGAGCCCGAGACGGAUGAACCACUGUGUUCUAUUGAAUCCAACCUGGAACAAAUUGGUAGUCCCGAAUUCAACCUGGAACAAAUUGAUAGUCCCCCAGAAGAUGAGGACUUAGUACUAGAAAGUUCAGUUGAUCCUGAAGAUCAAAUUGAAGACAGAAAAGAAAUCGCAACUAGUGAUGACUUAGCUAAAGAUAAUUGUACACAAGACGAUGGAAAUGAUUCUUUGAUGGAGGAGACUGUGGGUGUGUGUUCUCCAAUCAGUGAAAUUGAUACAUUCAAAACGGAUACGAAGAGUGCAAAACUAGAAGAAGAAGAAGACUUAACAUGCCAAAAAUUAGAAGAAGAUCUGAAAACGGUUGAAAUUGAGUCUUCCGAAAGUUCAAACAAAGUUCAAGUAGUAUCACUUGAAAUUACCCCUCCGGAGACCUCAACAUCAAUUGCCGAAAAUAAACCAACGGAAGUAAUAGAAUCUGAGAUUGAAAUUCCAAACGAAGAAUUUGGGACAUCUGAGAUUCAAGAAGUCCAGAAGUUGGAAAAUGAUUCAACACCAGGUGAAAAAAUGGAAACUGAUUUGGAAAUCACAAAGGACGAUAGUGAUGAGAAAAUGGAAGAAAAUUUGUCAAUUUUUAAAGCUGACGACACACUUGCUUCCGAACUUGAAGAACCCCAGGAUCAAAAAGAAGAAGAAUCUAUGCAGGUUGAUGAAACAAUUUUAGAAAUAAGUGGAUGUCCAGUGAUGGAAACUAAUGAAGACGUUGAAAUGGUAGAAGAACUUGAUAGUCAACUGACGGAAAAAGAUGAAUCUAAAAAACUUGCAACUGAUGAAGAGAACAUUGCGGAAACUGACGAACGAUUGAAGGAAGAACCAGUUGAGGAUUCGACGGAAUCGUCUAAAAUUGUUGAAAAAUUGGAUGAUCCGACAGAAGCUACAAGUGAAGAUUUGAUAGAAACUGAAAAAGAAUUCAAGUGUCAAUCGAUUGUAAUUCAAGAAACCAAAUCAAUCGACAGACUUGAAACUUCUCCAAAAGCAUCUGUCGAUGACGAGAUUCAAGAAACUGCUGAAAAUAAAGAUGAAAUAGAAGACAAGAUAGAUGAUACAUUAGAAUUUCAGGAAGAAGGUCAAGGGGAACAUGAAACAACACCUGAAAAAAGUCUGGAAGAUGAAAAGAAAGACGAUACAGAAACAAGGAAAGAAGGUGCUACUUCACCACUUGAAACAACUGAAAAAUCAAAUGAACUAAUCGAAGAACCUAAUGAACCUUCUGAGAAAGUUAUUGAAAUAUCAAAGAAACAAAGAGAAUCUCAGGAGGAACCAAUUGAUGAAACAAAAGAACAAAAUGUUGAAACAGAAGAAAAAAUACGUGAAACAGUGGCUGAGAAAAGUGACGUCCAUGGAGAAGAAUUAAAUACAAAAAUUGAAGAUGUGGUUAAGUCUUCAGAAGCAAAAGAAGAGAAAGUUGAAAAAUCAACAGAAUCUAAAAUUAAACCAACUGAAAAAGAAAUAACUCAAAAAGAAACUAACGUGCCACCAACUCAAUUAGAAGCUGUUAAAGAAAAAGACUCAAAUGAAAAGGUGGAUUCCUCAAAAGAAUCCCAAGACAUAGAAGAGUCUAAAGAGUCUGAAGAAGUAGAACCUAUUAAAACAUCAGAAGCUCCGGAAACACCUGAAGUUGCAGCCAAAGUUGUUGUCAAAGAAGUUGUUGUCCUAGAAAUUGGAACAUCAAUUGAAAUCAUGAAACCUAAAGAAGCGAUUGAUUCAGGAGCAAGUCAAAAUGUAGAAAAGUCAACAGUAGCAAAAGCAGUCCCUGAAAUAAUUGAAAUUGAUGAUGAUGAUGACAUCGAAGAGACUAAAAAGGCUGAAGAUAACUCAAAAACCAUUCAAAAGGAAUCACCAUCAAUAAAUGAAAAAGCAACAAAAGAAUCAGAAGAUAAGAAAACUGAUGAAGUGUCGAUCGAGGAGCCACCUCUAACUCCAAUGGAAAUAAACCAAGACAUUCCAACAGAACAACCAGUCCAUAAAAUUGUGGUAGAAGACCAAAGUUCCAAAACAAACCAAGGAUCUGGUGAUGAUGCAACAAUGAAGGAUGUUCUCGAUGAUGAAGAUGAACCCCUGUUAAUGAUCGAUACAUCCCACAAAGAAGACAACGACACGGAGAGUAAUGUGGACAAUGAAACGGCCACAUCAGCCCCAAGUACCGACUCGAGUAGUGAUGGUUCGUUGGAGGUGUUCUAUGAUAAGGAAUGCGUUAACUAUGAAUGCAAACGGGCGACGAAGAACUUCUAUCGAGCCACAGUCUUUUCGUUGAAUUAUUUUAAGGUGUCAAAGAAGCGCACAAAGACACAAUUCGUGUGUGAGGACUGUUAUGAGAGGUCCUUGAGUUCGUAUGAGGAACUAUGUUCAACGCUCAAGAUGAAACAACCUCUUUUGCAUGGAACCACAUUUAAGUGUCAAGAGUUUGUGGAAAUCAUCGACAGCAGCGACGAGGAGGAGAGUGAUUCAGCUACAGACAAGGUUAAAGUUUCAGAUGAAAAUACUCUACCCAAGGACAGCAUUGAGAUGCUUGAGGCCGAACUUGAAGGAGCCAUUCGCAAAGUUAUGCAUAAUGUUGACAUUCAAAAGCAACUCUCAUGGACAAAGCAAAUUCUGCAACAGCGUCUGACGAAUCUUCAAGAGGAUUCGGACUUUGUAACCGAACAAUUACGUUCGCUUCAGAGAAAAGCCGACCAAAUGCAUAAUUCACUUUAUCAGUGUCCAAAAAUAAAACUUCGACAGCUGACGCCGUUAGAUUUGAACAGUGGUCGAAUGUAUAAUCCAGAAUCGGAUAAUUCAGGAAGUCAAAUUCCUCUGCCAGGAGAUAUUAUUCGGAAUCCCAUUUGUGUGAAUGAGUCAUAUUAUGCUGUUAAGACGAAAGCCAUUGCUAGUUGGGUUCCAUGUAAAGUUAUCGAGGAGGUUGAGGGCUAUCCUGCUGGCUAUAAUCAUUCGAAGACUUAUAAAAUCAAGUUUACCAAACUUGCUAAGUAUCCAAUGUUUAAGACGGUCUAUGCUAAACAUAUGGCAUAUUUUGAUCCUCCAAAUGUUAGGCUUCCCAUUGGAUCCCGUGUAAUUGCCUAUUUUGAUGCAACAUCCCUAUCACGAGGCAAGGAGAAAAUGCUCAUUCCAAGUGCAUUCUAUCCCGGAAUCAUUGCAGAACCACUUAAACAAAGCAAUAAAUAUAGAUAUUUGGUUUUCUACGAUGAUGGUUACUUCCAAUAUGUAAGUCACAAAGACGUUCGUUUGGUUUGUCAAGCUUCGGAGAAUGUCUGGGAAGAUGUACAUCAUCAAUCGCGUGAAUUUAUUCAUAACUAUCUCACUCAAUAUGCCGUCAAUAGACCAAUGGUGCAGACUCAGAAGGGCCAAAGUAUGUUGGUCGAUUAUAAUGGCAAAUGGAUUUAUGCUCGAGUCAUUGAUGUCGAUUGUAGUUUGGUGCAAAUGUUGUUCGAAGGACAAAGUCGAUCGGAAUGGAUAUAUCGUGGGUCGACACGUCUCGGUCCGGUUUAUAAGGAGUCAAAUAAUUUAUCACAGAAAAAUACACUCAAUGCUACAAGAAGGCGCACAGAACCUUUCAUACGAUACAUCAACGGAGACGAUUCUUCAACAUCACAACAAGUCCAAGAAGCUGAACAGCCUCCGGCCAAAGCCGGAAGCAGUGAAAUUCGUUCGGUUGCCAAGAAGAGCGUUAGUCGAGUUGAUAACUCUAACAAUAAUAAUUCCACAUCCAGUUCUGCUGCACAACCAGUGCCAACAGUUCGUCAUUUAAAUAAUUCCACAAUCUUUGUCGAUGAUGAUAAUAAACCUAAAGGAAAGGUGGUUUACUAUACUGCAAGAAAGAAUCUACCCCCACGAAAUUACGUUCCUCACAUUUGCAAUCCAUCGUGUCCGUUCAAUAUUACACAUAAUCUAUCGUUCUACAGUCCACUGGCUAAACCAUUGCUAUCCGGUUGGGAGCGUCAGGUGUUUAGACAGAAAUCAAAGAAAUUUAUAAUAUAUCGAGGACCGUGUGGCAAACGAAUGCGUAAUAUUGAGGAAUUGCAUAGAUACUUGCGAGUUACUGACAAUGAAUUGAAUGUCGAUAAUUUUGAUUUCAGUCCAGAUACAAAUUGUUUGGCAGAAUAUGUUCUUGAGAAAUGUCUCGUUAAUAAGAAAGAUAUAUCGUGUGGAAAGGAAAAAAUGCCGAUUCCAUGCGUGAACUAUUACGACGAAACAAUGCCACCAGCUUGUGAAUAUUCUGCUGAGCGAAUACCCACUGAAGGUGUUCCAUUAAAUUUGGAUGAAGAGUUCUUAUGUGGAUGCGACUGCACAGAUGAUUGUUCCGAUAAAACAAAAUGUGCCUGUUGGCAAUUGACCUACGCUGGAGCGAAGUACGGAAUGCCUACAGUGCCCAUAGACAUGGUUGGCUAUCAAUACAAACGAUUGUACGAGCAUGUACCUACAGGAAUUUACGAGUGUAAUUCAAGAUGCAAAUGCAAAGCAAAUUGUGUGAAUCGUGUCGUCCAGCAGCCUCUUCAAUCGAAAUUACAAGUCUUCAAGACAUCAAAUCGUGGUUGGGGUCUGCGGUGCAUAAACGACGUACCUCGUGGUUCAUUUAUCUGUGUCUAUGCUGGUCAAAUGCUUACAGAACAGGUUGCCAACGAGGGUGGUCUAGAUGCUGGAGAUGAGUACUUUGCUGAGUUGGAUUAUAUUGAAGUGGCUGAGCAAAUUAAGGAGGGUUAUGAAUCUGAUGUUCAGGAACCUGAAGAAGAUGAGGAUCUUUAUAAUCCUGAAAGAGAUGACGACGAUAUUGAUUUCCGAGCACCUGGCGAAGCGUUCAAAGACAGAGAAUUCAAUACUCGUUUAAGGACACGUAGAGGAAAUAAGAACAGCACAGAUGGGGAAUUCGAUUCUCAAGAGAGACAGGUUAUAAGUUUCGAGCCCAACAAGAAUAUGGACACAUCAACUGAACCCAAUGAGAAGCCAACAAUACGAAAAUUGUUUGGAAAAGAUGAAAGUUGUUAUGUCAUGGAUGCUAAGGUCAGAGGCAAUCUAGGAAGAUAUUUCAAUCAUUCCUGCUCGCCGAAUUUAUUUGUGCAAAAUGUUUUCGUUGAUACUCAUGACUUAAGAUUCCCUUGGGUCGCGUUCUUUGCUUCGACUCAUAUUAGAGCUGGCACAGAGUUAACAUGGAAUUAUAACUAUGAAGUUGGUGUAGUACCAGGAAAAGUAUUAUAUUGUCAAUGUGGAGCGCCCAAUUGUCGACAGCGAUUACUUUAAGAUGAGUGUGUGUUUUUUUGUAAUGUAAAACGAUUUUUUUUAAAUAGAACUAAGGGUCGAAUAUAAAGUAUUUUAGAUUGUCCAUAUAAACACAGGA
Molecule: messenger RNA, 6174 nt
Organism: Eupeodes corollae
Lineage: Eukaryota; Metazoa; Arthropoda; Insecta; Diptera; Syrphidae
Gene: egg
Product: histone-lysine N-methyltransferase eggless
Exons: 15
Coding region: 120-6077 (1985 amino acids)
Biological process (GO): negative regulation of gene expression; heterochromatin organization
Cellular component (GO): nucleus
Molecular function (GO): protein binding; DNA binding; histone H3K9 methyltransferase activity
Source: RefSeq, a predicted model, not a curated record